Dipodomys ordii (Ord's kangaroo rat) is the source of this 3383-nucleotide messenger RNA. It is a transcript of the gene Pdp2, whose product is annotated as pyruvate dehyrogenase phosphatase catalytic subunit 2. The transcript is spliced from 2 exons. Gene Ontology annotation, biological process: protein dephosphorylation. Gene Ontology annotation, molecular function: cation binding; protein serine/threonine phosphatase activity. Bases 157 to 1743 code for a protein of 528 amino acids. The record is from RefSeq and is a predicted model, not a curated record. NCBI's taxonomy places the organism in Eukaryota, Metazoa, Chordata, Mammalia, Rodentia, Heteromyidae.
CCCGGGAGUAGCAGCCCGCCGCCUCUGCGUUGUGCGCAGGCGCUGCUGAGUCGAGGGCCAGGGACCGGGUGCCGAGCUGGUGAGAAGGGGACGGAGGUCCCAGGCUUAAAAACAAAAACAAAAACAGAAACCUCUACUUGCUGGGCUAGUUUCAGAAUGUCAAGUACUGUGUCUUGGGUCUUUCAUUCUGCCAGGAACCGAAUUGCCACUUUACAAGGGGGCAGACGCUUAUAUUCAAGGAGUGUCACAAAUGGGAAUCAAUUGAAAUGGAGACUCCUUUGCCAGGCAACUCCUUCUCUGAAAAGCAGAUCCCUUUGUAAUAGCUUCCCUCUACAAAAAGCCUACCGGCACACAUCAACAGAGGAAGAGGAUUUCCACCUGCAGCUCAGUCCCGAGCAGGUAAAUGAAGUGCUUCGAGCUGGUGAGUCAGCCCACAAGAUUGAUUUGGUCAGUGGAGUCCCAAAUUCCGUGCUGCAUUUUGAGAGCAACCAGCUGGCUGCCAAUUCCCCAGUGGAGGACCGGCAAGGUGUUGCUUCCUGUCUGCAGACCAAUGGGCUCAUGUUCGGCAUCUUUGAUGGACACGGUGGUCAUGCGUGUGCUCAAGCAGUGAGUGAGAGACUCUUUUACUACAUGGCAGUGUCCCUGAUGUCCCACCAGACGUUGGAGCAGAUGGAGGAAGCGAUGGAGAAUAUGAAACCCCUGCUGCCAAUCCUGCAGUGGCUCAAGCACCCAGGGGACAGUAUCUACAAGGAUGUCACAUCAGUGCAUCUGGACCACCUCCGUGUCUAUUGGCAGGAACUGCUUGACCUGCACAUGGAGAUGGGGCUGAGCAUUGAGGAAGCGCUGAUGCACUCCUUCCAGAGACUGGAUUCUGACAUCUCCCUGGAAGUUCAGGCCCCACUGGAAGAUGAUGUGGCAAAGAACCUGUUACUCCAAGUGGCUUUCUCUGGGGCAACAGCUUGCAUGGCCCAUAUCAAUGGAGUUCACUUGCAUGUGGCAAAUGCUGGUGACUGCCGGGCCAUCCUUGGCGUCCAAGAAGACAAUGGCAGAUGGACUUGUUUACCGCUCACUCGUGACCACAAUGCCUGGAAUCAGGCCGAACUGUCCCGACUUAAGAGGGAACACCCUGAGUCAGAGGACAGGACACUUAUCAUGGAUGACAGACUACUGGGUGUCCUCAUACCCUGCAGGGCCUUUGGCGAUGUGCAGCUGAAGUGGAGUAAAGAACUACAACGCAGUGUCUUAGAGAGGGGCUUUGACACAGAGGCCCUCAACAUCUACCAGUUCACCCCACCCUACUAUUAUACUCCACCCUACCUGACUGCCAAGCCUGAGGUUACAUACCACAGGCUGAGGCCUCAGGAUAAGUUCCUCGUGCUGGCUUCAGAUGGCCUAUGGGACAUGCUGGGCAACGAGGACGUGCUGAGACUUGUGGCGGGGCACCUAUCCAAGGCGGAUCACCACAAGCCAGACCUGGCCCAGAGACCCACCAACCUAGGGCUCAUGCAGAGUCUGCUGCUGCAAAGAAAAGCCAGUGGGCUCCACACGGCUGACCAGAAUGCAGCUACACAUCUGAUCAGACAUGCCAUUGGGAGCAACGAGUAUGGGGAGAUGGAGCCCGAGCGGCUGGCUGCAAUGCUGACGUUGCCAGAAGACCUAGCCAGGAUGUACAGGGAUGAUAUCACUGUCACUGUGGUCUAUUUUAACUCAGACUCAAUUGAUGCCUAUUAUAAGGGGGGUUAAGAGUCUCCUGUUCUAUUGCCAAGGCUAAGGCUCAUUAAAAUAUUUUCACGUGCUCUUAAAUGAGCUAUUCAGACCUUUACUGUUCAACAAACACUCAGAUGUACCUUGUUGAAUAAUUGACUAACAUGAGAAGGAAAAAAGAGUCAGCCUAGACUUAAAAACAUUAGCAAUGAUUUUAUGUCCCUGCUGGUGCCAGUCAGAGCGUCUAUGCAGAGAGAACAGAGAAUAAAGACCAUAGAAUUGGCUUGUACACAGUACUUAGAUAUUUUUAAACUAUGUUAUCCUGAGUGUUCAAAGGACAACAUUUAAUCAUGAUUCUGAAAAUAAAGAAUCCGAGAAUCUUCUGAGAUCUAAUGGUAAAAUCUUCAGGCUUGGUAAUUCUGACUUCAGUCAUAUAUUUUUAGGUUAUGAAGUUUUUUGUUUUUUGUUUCAUUUUGUUUUUUUUAAUCAUUAAAGCCUAGAUUUACAAAGUGCACUACAGGACACUUUUCUAUGCAAUAUUUUAACAUUUUAAAAAUGAUUAUUCUUAUGAUGAUAUUCUGUAAUACUUCAUUCUAGUUCUGUUUUAGUUUAUUUUAAAACAGCAUCUUCAAACCAAGUAGGCCUACUGUAAGCACAUUAGAGACUGUUUGUUUUGUUCUGUAGCUGACAGAGAGGGUCUAGACCUCUGGCCUAGCCUAAUUAACUUAUGCAGCAAUUAGUCUCACUAUGGAGUCCCAGCCCUGAACCUUUGAGCCAUACUAGGGGGUAAUUUCUGUCAAGUCCUAAACUUCUGUCUUUUAUUAGUGUGACACCUGCUCCUUAACUUAGCCUCAUAGUAGUUAGACCUUCUGGUUAUGUAUUUCAAACAUUUAUGUUAAUUCCAUCUGACAUACUCCUUCGGCGUAGCCUGAUUUCAUCCUGUGUUUGAUAGGAAGAGUUUUUUCACCUGUUCCCUUUUCAAACGGCUGCAGGAAAGAACACAAUGCAGUCACAUGGUAAUUAUGUCUGACAUUUAAGGCAAGAUGAGUUUAUGUAGAGGUUUGGGUACUUGGGAUUGGGGCCUGAAUCUAGAGAGGUGAAAAUAGGAAGGGCCUAAGGAGCAGCCAAGGCUGUCUGUCUGCUUCCUGUGAGGCAGUGGGGAGAAGGGAGGAGGGACGCUUAUCAGAUGGGACACCUGCCCCUGACGGUUAUAAAUCACCAUUACGAAUCCUCAGGAAUUAGACCAUAUUUAGUAUAGGAGUUGAGCAAAAUAAAAACCUUGUGGUUUCCAUGGGCAGCAGAGUUCUUUUGUAUUUACUUAGAAAUUAACCCACAUGGAUCCUUUUUGGGAGAUAAAUUUCCUCUUCUGGUGGGUGGCUGUAGCAUUUAAAUAACGGAAAUGUGUAUCUAAAUGGAAACACAAAUAUUAUUUUUAAAGUAUUAAUUCACAAAACCCGCAUCAGAACUCUUCAGUGUGGUCCAACUACGUUAGUUGAUCCCUUGCCUUCUCUAGCCCCCUCAUGGAAAAGAAAAGCAAAUAACUAGGGUUAACAUCCUCAUUUUUGUCUGUGUCUCAGCUAACAUUCUGCCAAGAUUUGGACUAUGUCUGUCUUGGGGACAUGUCUCUGUACAUAUAUAUAUUUUUUUGUAACUGUAUUUUUUUUUUGUCUUUUUUGGUA